AUGACCACACAGAUCACCCCUUCUAAGCAGGCCGCUUCGGCCAUUAACGCGUUGAAAAUGGAGUCGCCGAUCAAGAAACUGGAUUUUGGCGUCGCCGACAAGGAAAACAAACCUCUCGAUGACGCUGCUGUCACUGCCCUCGCUGAGCAGGUCGACGCCGAUCACGAAUCCAAAAAGGAGAGCAAGAAGGAGGAAAAGACGACGACUGCAAUUACUCCUGGGAUCAAUGCAGAAGAGGCCGAUGAGCCUCUCCUCCAAGAGAAUCCUCAGCGCUUCGUCUUGUUCCCCAUCAAGUAUCACGAGAUCUGGCAAAUGUACAAGAAGGCUGAGGCGUCCUUCUGGACAGCCGAGGAGAUCGAUCUCUCCAAAGACUUGCACGACUGGAACAACCGUCUCAAUGAUGACGAAAAAUAUUUCAUCUCUCACAUCCUGGCCUUCUUCGCUGCCUCUGAUGGUAUUGUCAAUGAGAAUCUGGUCGAGCGAUUCAGCGGCGAGGUCCAGAUACCCGAGGCUCGCUGCUUCUACGGUUUCCAGAUCAUGAUGGAGAACAUCCACUCAGAAACCUACUCCCUGCUCAUCGACACGUACAUCAAGGAAAACGCCCAGCGCACUUACUUGUUCAAUGCCAUUGACACCAUUCCCUGCAUCCGUAAGAAGGCCGACUGGGCCAUUCGCUGGAUCCAGGACAAGGAGUCCACCUUUGCUCAGCGUCUCGUCGCGUUCGCUGCUGUGGAGGGUAUCUUCUUCAGUGGUGCAUUUGCCUCCAUCUUCUGGUUGAAGAAGCGCGGCCUGAUGCCCGGCCUUACAUUCUCCAACGAGCUCAUCUCUCGUGACGAGGGUCUGCACACUGAUUUCGCUUGCCUCCUGCAUUCCCACCUCAAGAACCGCGCGAGCAAGCAGGUCAUCUACGAUAUCAUCACAGAUGCUGUCGCCAUCGAGCAAGAAUUCUUGACCGAGGCUUUGCCCUGCGCUCUACUCGGCAUGAACUCCAACUUGAUGAAGCAGUACAUUGAAUUCGUUGCCGACCGGUUGUUGGUCGCUCUUGGCAACGAAAAAGUGUACAAGACGUCCAACCCCUUUGACUUCAUGGAGAAUAUUUCUCUUGGCGGCAAGACCAACUUCUUUGAGAAGCGAGUCGGUGACUACCAGAAGGCCGGUGUCCUGGCCAGUGCCUCGAAGAAGGAAGAUGCUGCUGUUUCCGACGAAAAUAAGGACGGAGGUGACUUUACCUUUGAUGAUGACUUUUAA
Molecule: messenger RNA, 1248 nt
Organism: Metarhizium album ARSEF 1941
Lineage: Eukaryota; Fungi; Ascomycota; Sordariomycetes; Hypocreales; Clavicipitaceae
Product: ribonucleoside-diphosphate reductase M2 subunit
Exons: 4
Coding region: 1-1248 (415 amino acids)
Biological process (GO): deoxyribonucleotide biosynthetic process
Molecular function (GO): oxidoreductase activity
Source: RefSeq, a predicted model, not a curated record